CUCAAAAUUCACAGGAUCGUUCAAAAUGGUAAGCGCUACUUAUGUGCCCAGAUCUAUAAAAUGUUAUAUGCUUGAUCAUAAUAUGGUGUGCUAUAUCUUUGAUUUCUUUAUAUCUUUUUCGUCUAAGAUUUCAGCCUGAUUGAGCGAACCCGUUAAUAGCAACAAAAUGAAUAACUCCUCAACGAGUACAGCUGCCAAUAACCAAAAUGAGACUGCUGUUACUCGCAAAUCUUCUUCUACGACUGGCCUCUCUGGCUUGUCCCUCAAUCUCCUCAUACGUUACAUCGAUAAUGUUUUGUCUGCUCUCAAUAACCAGGGAUUGGGCUGCAAAAUAAUUGACAGUGGAAUGGAGUUAAGGGAUUUAGUGCAGCCUGUUGCCUCAGAUUUUUCUAAAUUGUUUGAUGGCAUUUCAGAGGGUGCAAAAAUGUUCACGGAUCAGAAAUUCUUGAAAUCCCAGCUUUCGACCGAGGCACAUUCAGUGGCGGUAGAUGUAUUGAACGAGUCGUACACACUAAGAGAUUAG
Molecule: messenger RNA, 523 nt
Organism: Cryptomeria japonica (Japanese cedar)
Lineage: Eukaryota; Viridiplantae; Streptophyta; Pinopsida; Cupressales; Cupressaceae
Exons: 3
Coding region: 167-523 (118 amino acids)
Source: RefSeq, a predicted model, not a curated record